Messenger RNA from Schistosoma intercalatum, 549 nucleotides. NCBI's taxonomy places the organism in Eukaryota, Metazoa, Platyhelminthes, Trematoda, Strigeidida, Schistosomatidae. The record is from the annotation of a GenBank genome assembly.
AUGCCAUCAUCAUCAUCAUCAUCAUCAUCAUCAUCAUCAUCAUCAUCAUCAUCAUCAUCAUCAUCAUCAUCAUCAUCAUCAUCAUCAUCAUCAUCAUCAUCAUCAUCAUCAUCAUCAUCAUCAUCAUCAUCAUCAUCAUCAUCAUCAUCAUCAUCAUCAUCAUCAUCAUCAUCAUCAUCAUCAUCAUCAUCAUCAUCAUCAUCAUCAUCAUCAUCAUCAUCAUCAUCAUCAUCAUCAUCAUCAUCAUCAUCAUCAUCAUCAUCAUCAUCAUCAUCAUCAUCAUCAUCAUCAUCAUCAUCAUCAUCAUCAUCAUCAUCAUCAUCAUCAUCAUCAUCAUCAUCAUCAUCAUCAUCAUCAUCAUCAUCAUCAUCAUCAUCAUCAUCAUCAUCAUCAUCAUCAUCAUCAUCAUCAUCAUCAUCAUCAUCAUCAUCAUCAUCAUCAUCAUCAUCAUCAUCAUCAUCAUCAUCAUCAUCAUCAUCAUCAUCAUCAUCAUCAUCAUCAUCAUCAUCAUCAAGUAAUCAUAUUUAUUUUUUUCAAAAAGAGGGGUGA